AUGGGCCGUCCGCCAGCCUCGGGACAAGCUGGCUUCCCCAAAGUGCCGGCGCCGAUAAAGCAAUGUCCCAACACACCCACGAAGCAAGCAGUGAAGAGCCAGCCAACAGCUGAUGAUGUUACCAUGGCGAGCCCACCUGUGCCAAAGGCCUCCCCAAAGCCGAGCCCAGCCAAGGAUGUGCACAUGUCGGGAUCUACGCCAACCCCUGCCAAAGUUGGGACACCUUUCAAGCCAGGCUACACGCCCGUCAAGAGCCCGGACUACAAGAAAGCCCGGAGGGCACUCUUUGAAGAUGCCGCCGAGGCCAUUAAUAUAAUUACUGGGCUAAGCCAAAGCCAAGCUUCGCCGGCCGGGGUGCAGCCCAUCCGCAGGCCGGACAGCCUCACCACGGUGGCUCGCUCAACAAGCACUCUGGUGCUGGGGGACUUUCCGCGAGAGGAGGAGGACCCCUCGACAGGUGUCCGGAGGUUGAUCUUCGAGGGCUACUAUGGCAUGCCGUGCCAGGACAAGCAGUGGCCCCCUCUUGAAGAAGCUAUUCGCUUCCAAGACGCUUCGCCGAUGAUGUCCUGGAUCAAGGACGCCCUGCCUCGGCAUCCGCAGAAUGGUGUUGUGAUGGAGGAUGACAUCAGGACCGACUUGCUGAUGGACUCGGAUGGCCUAAAGUACUUAAUGCUACUCGUCAACGGAGCUUGGACAAAGGUUUCUGAGUAUGAGGCUCUGAAGGCCAAAACCGCAGCCGUGGCAGAGGCAGUCCACAACCAAGCCGAGAACAUGAUCCAGAAGCUUCGGCAACAGUUGGACAACGGCGAAUUGGGCGAGGACCUACUGCACAAACGUGCUACAGCCACGGAGCAGUGGAGGUCCAAGAAGAGCAAAGAGAUCCAGGAUCACCUGGAGCGGGCGGAGUUGGCUGCACUCGUGGCCAUCGACAAAUCAGUCGAUCCCCUCUUGGGCAAGUGGAACCUGUUCAACGAGUUUGGUUGGAUGCAAACAACGACGAUCGAGGAGGACAUAGGCGAGCAGCUCUUCAUGGACGAGCUGGAGGCAUCUAUGGCAAACUUCUCUCUAGAGGCCUGGGAGCCGUCGUCGCUCCCGCUUCCGGAGACCUUGGUGGACACGCAGGGAACAGGCAACCAGGCUAUGGAAGGAGUGGUUUCGCAGCCCAUGCAAGCAGAAGCCACGCAGGGAACACGCGACCAGCAGGAAGCCAUGCAGCAAGGACCGGAUUCGGAGUCGGGGGUCCCUAUGCAAGCAGACGCAAAUCUAGCAGAGGCCACACAGGGAACACGCGACCAGCAGGAAGCCACGCAGCAACAGGAAGCCAUGCAGCAAGCACCGGAUUCGGAGUCAGGGGUCCCGUUGCAAGCAGACGCAGAGCCCACGCAGUGA
Symbiodinium sp. CCMP2592 is the source of this 1389-nucleotide messenger RNA. The record is from the annotation of a GenBank genome assembly. NCBI's taxonomy places the organism in Eukaryota, Dinophyceae, Suessiales, Symbiodiniaceae.